Molecule: messenger RNA, 1378 nt
Organism: Musa acuminata AAA Group (dessert banana)
Lineage: Eukaryota; Viridiplantae; Streptophyta; Magnoliopsida; Zingiberales; Musaceae
Product: V-type proton ATPase subunit d2
Exons: 10
Coding region: 111-1166 (351 amino acids)
Biological process (GO): proton transmembrane transport; vacuolar transport; vacuolar acidification
Cellular component (GO): proton-transporting V-type ATPase, V0 domain; vacuolar proton-transporting V-type ATPase complex
Molecular function (GO): proton-transporting ATPase activity, rotational mechanism
Source: RefSeq, a predicted model, not a curated record
UCUUUGCCCUCCCUCUCUCCUCUCUCCGCAAUUGUCUUCUUCUCGGCUUCGAUCUCGUCUGAGAUCCGAUCAAUUGGCGGUGGAAUCCAUCGGAACGACGGGAGGGGGCGAUGUACGGGUUCGAGGCCCUCACGUUCAACAUCCAUGGAGGGUACCUGGAGGCCAUCGUCCGCGGCCACCGAUCGGGCCUCCUCACCGCCUCUGACUACAACAACCUCUGCCAGUGCGAGACCCUCGAUGACAUAAAGAUGCACCUUUCUGCCACCGAGUACGGUCCCUACCUCCAGAACGAGCCAUCUCCUUUACAUACAACUACAGUUGUGGAGAAAUGUACUCUUAAGCUGGUAGAUGAAUACAAGCACAUGCUAUGUCAAGCAACAGAGCCCUUGUCAACCUUCUUGGAAUAUAUAACAUACGGCUAUAUGAUUGAUAAUGUUGUUCUUAUUGUCACUGGCACAUUGCAUGAGAGAGAUGUUCAGGAACUUUUGGAGAAAUGUCAUCCAUUGGGAAUGUUUGACAGUAUUGCAACUCUUGCAGUUGCCCAGAAUAUGCGUGAGCUUUACAGAUUGGUUCUUGUUGAUACACCAUUGGCCCCAUAUUUCUCAGAGUGUAUCACCUCAGAGGACUUGGAUGACAUGAAUAUUGAAAUUAUGAGGAAUACCCUAUACAAAGCAUACCUUGAGGAUUUUUACAACUUCUGCCAGAAACUAGGUGGAGCAACUGCUGAGAUCAUGUCUGACCUUCUUGCCUUUGAAGCUGAUAGGAGAGCUGUCAAUAUCACUAUAAAUAGCAUUGGCACUGAAUUGACUAGAGAUGAUCGUCGGAAGCUUUAUUCAAACUUUGGCUUGUUAUAUCCUUAUGGUCAUGAAGAACUUGCUAUCAGCGAGGAUAUUGACCAGGUCCGUGCUGUGAUGGAGAAAUAUCCACCAUAUCAGUCAAUUUUUGCCAAGAUAUCUUAUGGAGAAAGCCAGAUGCUGGACAAAGCAUUUUAUGAAGAGGAAGUGAAGAGACUCUGCUUGGCUUUUGAACAGCAGUUUCACUAUGCUGUCUUCUUUGCUUAUAUGAGACUGAGGGAGCAGGAGAUACGGAACCUUAUGUGGAUCUCUGAAUGUGUGGCACAGAAUCAGAAGUCCAGAAUCCAUGACAGUGUGGUCUUCAUUUUCUGAGUGCUGCAUGUUGAAAUGGAAACUCAAUCACAAGUCUGGAUAUGUUCCUCUCAUCAGUUGUUUCUGAUAUAUAAUCUCGUUCUCCCUUUUGCCUGUAACCUUAAACAAUGAUAUGUUAUCGAUGAUCAGAAUAAUGUGUGAUCGCACCAAUUAAACCAAACAAGAAGUUGUAAGUCAUAAACUUCUUAAUGGAAAUGGGAAGUUCUGCUCCA